Closterium sp. Naga37s-1 is the source of this 2544-nucleotide messenger RNA. Lineage: Eukaryota; Viridiplantae; Streptophyta; Zygnematophyceae; Desmidiales; Closteriaceae. The record is from the annotation of a GenBank genome assembly.
AUGCCCCCUAUUAUUCGUGGUAAACACGGGUCGACUAUUCGUGUUCUAACCGCGGCAGUGGCUCCGUGUGCUGGCAGUCACGCGGCAACGAUCCACGAGGAGGCGACAGUGAGCAGCGCGGUGUGGCGGGCGGCGCUGCCAAGCGUGGUGGUCCGACUCGAAGACACGCUCUACUGCCGCGCCUCCUCGCUCAAGGAGUAUUCGGAGCAGCGCACGCUAGCGCCGCGGCUGACGGCGGCGUUGGAGGCGGUGAUCGGGCGCACGGAGCGCAACGACCGCCACUACCUCGCGCACGGCCGCUGGGACCCCGCGCCCGCCUCACCCGCCUCCCCCGCAGCCUCCGCGCUUCCGGCGCCGUCUCCGAAACAGCCUGUGGCACAGCAAGGCGAGCGGCGUCUCCUCCUUCCGUGCGUGGAAGGUACUUUCCGUUCCUGCGAAUGCGCCGUUCGUGUUCUCAAGUUGCGUCCAUUUGAUAAGCGCGUCUGUUCCCCUUCGUGUGCCGACGAGUGCAGGGGUGAUUCACCACCGGUCUCCUGCUGCUUGGGAGCGCGGCGUUGUCGGACAACGACGAAACUCGCCUCCCUCCCAUGCCGCGUGUUGUUUGUCGUUUCAGCGUCCCUCGCGCUCUUCCCUCAAGCGAAGCCCCUAUCACCUCAUUCAACCAGCGUCGCUCACUGCGCCUUCUCCCGCCGCGCCCUUCGCCAGAUCGCACCCGGCCGAGGCACCCCUCGCAUCCCGCCGGCUGCCGCGAGGAUCCCCCACGGCAGCAGCAGCAACAGCAGCAAGCGACAGAGCGCGGCGAGGGCGCGGACGGGCGGAGCACGGGGGGGAAUGGCGAAGAGGGAGACGCGAGAACCGGACCUUCAUGGCAUCGCCAGCGGCAGCAGCAGCCCUGCCUUGCCUCUGCGCCCCCGCCUCCCUCACACACUGCCUGUGGCCAUGGCGCCUGUGCGCCCCACCCUGCAUCCUGCCAGCACAGCAGUCCCUGCCCUGCCCGCCUUGCCACCACCGCACAGCGCACACGCCUUCCACUCGCUCCCUUCCAUGCCACCCCCAAUCCCCCAGGCGCAGCACAGUAUGGUUCCGCCGAUUCCCCAGGCGCAGCACAGUAUGGUUCCGCCGAUUCUUCAGGCGCAGCACAUCAUGGCACGGCCACCUGUGCUGAUGCCGCCACUGCCACAUCACAGCCAGACGCACAGCACCUCCAACCACGGCGCCUCCCUCCAAACGGUAGGGUGCAGCACGCUGGCACCGCGCCCUCAGCACAGGGAGAACGAGUGCGUCGGGGCGGGUGUAGCGCCGGUGCCAGGAGGCCUGCAGCCGUUCCCUCAUGCUCAGUCCCCGGCCCAGCCACUGAUCGCUGCUACCUCACCGCCACUGCCCUCGUCACUGCCGCACGGCGAGCCUGCAGCAGCAGGGCGGGCGCAGAGUGGAGUGAAGAGGCGGCUGCCACAUGAUGCUGCGGCCGGGCGGCUCCUAUCGCCAUCCCUCCGCCCCCUAGCUCUCACUGCACAUAGUGCCUUGCCACCUGCCGCCCACGCACCUGCCGCCCACGCACCUGCCGCCCACGCACCUGCCGCCCACGCACCUGCCGCCCAUGCACCUGCCGCCCAUGAACCUGCCGCCCACGCACCUGCCGUCUAUACACGUGCCGCCCACGCACCUGCCAAUGCAGCUGCCCUGGCGCCAUCAGCCUCAGGGUCGUUUGCCUGUUCCCCUUGCGAGCCCUCUCCCCGGUCAGGCGUGGAUGCCUCCACUCCGGCUCUGCCCAUGUCUCGCUCCCUGCUCUCCCCGUCCGCCCACCUCAUGCAAGCUCACCUUGACAGGUUGCACCUGGAGCAGGCUGUAUCUGCCGCACGCUUACCUGUCACAGGGACUCAGUAUGGGGGUCAAGCAGUGUGUGCAGCCCAGGCUGCAGGGCAUGCAGGGCCGCCAGGCAGCCUCAUGGACCAUGUCAUGCGCCUGCUGCCCCGCUCCCAUCCGCUUCAGACGCCUGCACCAGUGGCCUCACACCACGUGGCAGGGAUGCACUCGGCAUCUGCACCUGCAGUGGGUGCAGGUUUGGCUUCGUCUCGGGGGUCAGUGGCAGGACAUACUCUAGAGGCGAUUCAACAGGCCCUGCGACAACACCUGUCCGCCACCGCCCCUGCUGCCGGCGCCGCAUCUCUCUCCACGGCCACAAGGGUGCAUGUUAGAGUCCCCCCCAUAGCCAGCGGACCACUAGGAAGGACAGUUCCUGACACUGCAGCAACUGCACUCAACCACGAGUCCCCAUCCAAUGUCUCCUCCUCCAUGCCUUUUCUGCGCCCUGCUUCUGGUCCGGCUAACGACCACCACAUCAGUCAAUAUGCGCCGGUCGGUCAUGGGAAUCCCCGUGAUGGAAUGGGUUUCCAUGAUAGAGGGAUUGAAUGUAAAGUUGAGGAUAACAAGCAGAUACAUGGGGACAGGAGAGAUGAGGAGGAUGACAUAAGCUCGCAUGAAGUCCCUCGCCUUUUUGGAGUUCCGCUGCGCCAGAAGACAUCUAGAAAUAAUUCAGCUAGCUAG